Nanorana parkeri is the source of this 732-nucleotide messenger RNA. Its product is annotated as protein FAM131A-like. NCBI's taxonomy places the organism in Eukaryota, Metazoa, Chordata, Amphibia, Anura, Dicroglossidae. The record is from RefSeq and is a predicted model, not a curated record. The coding region runs from base 133 to 732 and encodes 199 amino acids. The transcript has 3 exons.
CCAGCCCCCUCCCCUGUGCCCGGCCCUCGGCACCUGUCUGCUCUCGGGAUGUGCCCGGGCUACUGAGGAUUACUAUGGGCUGUAUCGGGAGCCGGAGCAGCAGGACCGUUACAUGUUGAAGACACUGGUGAAAUGUUACCCAAGUCCCGACGUGCACUCACUAUUCAUGAAAUUACGGCCCUUGCUCGCUCCUCUCUGCAUGGAAUGUCGCAGGUGGUGAAGGAUCAUGUGACCAAGCCUACAGCCAUGGCUCAGGGACAUGUGGCUCAUCUGAUCGAGUGGAAGGGCUGGAGCAAACCCAGCGACUCUCCGGCUGCACUGGAGACUCACUUCAAUUCAUACUCACACUUAAGUGAGGGAGAACAGGAGGCCAGGUUUGCUGCAGGCGUAGCUGAGCAGUUUGCUACAGCAGAAGCUAAACUCCGUGCCUGGUCAUCAAUUGAUGGAGAAGAUUCCACAGAUGAUUCAUAUGAUGAGGAUCUGCAGCCCUCUAUGGACCAUUCUCAACCUGCAGAUUUUCUAAGUCCUGUGCAGAAGGAUCUGGUGUCAUCCCGUGUAUGCUGCUGUGACAGUGACUCCUCACGUACCCUGUCUCCUGAAACCCUGUGCUCCAGCAAUGGGGACUUGUCCCGGGGGAAGGCACUGAAACACACCUGCAAUGGCCGCACUGCGGGCAGAGGGAACUUUUACAACUUCUCGGAUAAACUUCGCCUGAGAUCCUUCGCUGGCUGA